CUGGUCAAAAUUUUAAUGAGAACGUCAUUGGAAUGACAGAUAUACUGUUGAAGAUUUGUAAGUUGAUUUAAUAUAAUUACAGUCUUUAAUUUGAUGAAAAGAGCUCUGAAGAAGUUAUCUAGUACUAAGAAACUAGUUAGGAGUGUAUUGUCAAAACCUUCAUCAUCAUCGCAUGAACCUACCACGCAAAAUUCAGAAGUACAGAUGAACGAAGAAGCAGAAUUGCUAAAGACAGAACUAGACGCACUGAAAGACCAAAUAGUGAAUCUGAAAGCAGCUAUUCAGGCUUUGCAGCGCGAAACGGAACAAAAAGAAAUAGCUAUUGCAAAUUUAGCUCGAGAAAAAGAAAAACUCGGUAUCGACCUAUUGAAGACAAAAAGGUCCAAUGUUAACUUGAGCCAGCAAUUGGAAGAUGAACGAAAGUAUUAUUUUAAAGAAAAAGAAAUAUACUGCAGGGAAAUGAAUGAAUGUAAGAAACUCAAGCGGGUUUUGAGUAGUUCCGUCACGAAUAGUGAGGAGAAAGGAACAGAAGAAUUCAAAUCGGAAAUUUUGAAAUUGAAACAAACUCUCAAUCAGACUCUGGAGGCAAAUUUCAAUUUGAGCAUAAAGUUUCUCCGAAUGAAAAAUACCAAAACUUGUUUAAAAACGGAGCUUCAGACUAUGAAGUUGGAACAUGAAAAACUGCAAAACGAUUAUAAAGGAAAAAUUGAAAAUUUAACUACGGAUUUGAAUGAUCUAGUGAACGAUAAGCUGAGUACACCGAUAUCCCCAAGUAGUAAGAAAUAUCUGCAGCUUGUCAAACAAAACGGUUGUCUGGUUUAUGAAAAUCUGUGCCUCCAACUGGAAGUGGACAAUUUGAAUUUGAAAUUAGAAAAACUGAAACUUGAGCGAACUCGAAGCGAAACCAAUAAUCAGUUACAUUACAUUCAUCAUGACAAAAUCAACAAAUAUGGGCGUAAACCCGAAAAAAAUCCGAGAAAAGUCAAAAUUCAAAACGAAACACCGGAAAAAUUGGAAAGAGAAAGCAAACCAUCAUGUAGUCGCAGCUAUUUUCAGGAAGACGAAAAAAUCGUUAAAAUAUAUGAGCGAAAAGAAAUUCCAGGCCUACCAAAUAUCAAAAUUAUCAAUGAAAGAAAUUUGAAAGAAAAGAAAAUGAAACGAAAAAAAGAAGUUAUGGUGCCAAAAACCGACAAAAUAAUUUCUGAUAAUGAUACUCGAGUUGAACAAGACAAAAAUGAGUGUAUUCCUGAGUAUCGGAUAAAUGUUGAUGAAAGUUGUAAAGAUAAAAUUGUCAGUAAGAAUUUGUCGAAGUUGGCACUGUUUCAAAUUUCGAAUGCCCAGUCAGUAGUUUCUAGUGAUUUUGUGUCCGUAGCAUCCAGUAUAAAAAGAAGUCAAUCAUCACCUGAUAUUCUGAUGAAUAAUGAAUUCAAACCAAUGGGCUGAAGCAAUUAUGUCACUUCUUGUUGGUAUAUUACUUUUUGGGUUAAGUUCUAACAUGAUCGGUACGAUGAUGUGCAUUGACCAGGUGCAUACUAAUUGUGUAGAGUUAUUUUUGUAUAAAUAAAUAUCCAGACCCUA
Leptinotarsa decemlineata (Colorado potato beetle) is the source of this 1578-nucleotide messenger RNA. RefSeq lists its product as uncharacterized. NCBI's taxonomy places the organism in Eukaryota, Metazoa, Arthropoda, Insecta, Coleoptera, Chrysomelidae. The record is from RefSeq and is a predicted model, not a curated record.